AUUUAAUUAAGUAUUAAACAAAAUGAGCGAACCAAAAUAGGGAACACCACUUAAAACCAUCGUCAGAAUUAUCAACCUGAGUUGUGCUGCAGCAAUAAUCGCCAUAACAAUAGUCGAUAUAAUAACAGUUGUCGAACUUCUUGCAUUUUGGAAUUGGAUUUUCAUGAUAUAUUAAUUGUAUGAGAAAUAUUUUAUUAAGCUUGUUCGCUUUGAUGAUUUUAGCAGCUGAAUUAAGAUUGGAUUUUAUACUCAAGUACUUUAGAUUUUUGGAAGGAAAUAUAGGGAAAGGUUGGUUUUUAAUUUUGUAAGCAUAUAAACAAUAUUUAAGCUGUGGAAUGUGGUUGAUUGGAUAAACUUUGGCAGCAACAAUAACCGGUAAUUAUUAUUGGAUAUUCAAGGGGGCUGUCUGAUAUUUUGUGGAUUCGCGACAAUUUUCAUCCUCUCAUGCAGCGUAACUAUAAUCCAUAAUAAUAUAGAAAUGAUGAUUGACCUUAUGAAUUUUAUAUAAAAUUAUUAAAAUAUCAGUAUUCAUUGUAAUAA
Paramecium octaurelia is the source of this 540-nucleotide messenger RNA. The record is from the annotation of a GenBank genome assembly. NCBI's taxonomy places the organism in Eukaryota, Ciliophora, Oligohymenophorea, Peniculida, Parameciidae.